AUGUCAUUUGACCCAAAUGACCUCACCGGGGAUUUGGACGGCCUAAGCCCCGAUGAGCUGGAGGUGUUGCAAGAUUGGGAGGAAAAAUUCAAGGAGAGGUAUCCGAGGGUGGGUCACCUUGCCUGUCAAGACGCAGCAGGCAGCGGUCAGAACACUGCUGGGCUUCAUCACGAGGAAGGGACGCCUAACUCUACUGGUUUGUCUCGUCCUCUGUUUUACUUGCUGCUGGAUAUCAGCCUGUAG
Molecule: messenger RNA, 243 nt
Organism: Miscanthus lutarioriparius
Lineage: Eukaryota; Viridiplantae; Streptophyta; Magnoliopsida; Poales; Poaceae
Source: the annotation of a GenBank genome assembly